Messenger RNA from Sycon ciliatum, 3817 nucleotides. Its product is annotated as serine/threonine-protein kinase 32A-like. The coding region runs from base 449 to 2611 and encodes 720 amino acids. The transcript is spliced from 11 exons. NCBI's taxonomy places the organism in Eukaryota, Metazoa, Porifera, Calcarea, Leucosolenida, Sycettidae. Gene Ontology annotation, biological process: protein phosphorylation. The record is from RefSeq and is a predicted model, not a curated record. Gene Ontology annotation, molecular function: protein kinase activity; ATP binding.
AGAACGUGUGACUCUGUGCAGGUUUCGCCAAGCAUCUGUUUUUGGUGUUCCCAUUUCGUUCACUCUCGUCAGUCUCGACUCUAGCUGUCGUGACCUGAGCUUUGCAGAGUUUGUCUUGUUUUCUAUCCACUUCGGCAACUGACGCUGCCCGGUUGCAGUGGCCGGAGUAAAUUGUCGUACGCAGCAUCUUUGGCGAUUUGACUUGUGUCAUUUUGCCCGCCGUUGCAGCUGUCGCGGUUGUCCCUCUACUUGGUGGCAUUUCAAGUUUUCUCGUACACGGCGAUUUGCUUUUGGAGUGUUGGACGCAAAGGAGGGUGUGGAUUCUGAGAGCCUGAUGGCGACAUGGCCUCAGUAAACUUGUUCAGCUUUAUUAGUCGCUGUAAAUAGUGGUAUGCUGUGCUACAUCGCUGGACUGGGUUAGCCAAUUUGCCCCCAUUCUCUUGAAAGAAUGGGAAACUGCUGUUCUUCUGCCGAGGUCGACAUUGACUUCAAUGCCGAAGUCAGCUUCGACCACUUUCGCGUGCUGCGGUCUAUUGGCCGAGGUGCAUUUGGAAAGGUGUGUAUAGUUGAGCGGCGCGACACAAACACGCAGUUUGCCAUGAAAUACAUCAACAAGAAGAACUGCAUCGACUCGAAGAGUGGCACGAACACGUUGCGCGAGCAGGAGAUUCUGGCUUACCUCGACGGCACAUGCCCAUUCAUCGUCAACCUGUGGUAUGCAUUUCAAGAUCCGGAGGAUCUCUUUUUCGUCGUUGAUUACAUGGCCGGUGGUGACCUGUCGUUCCACUUGCGCCAGGCGUCGUUUGAUGAGACUCGCAUGCGACUCUACUGCUGUGAAGUUGGUAUGGCGCUAUCCUACUUGCAUGAAAACCGUAUUAUCCAUAGAGACAUAAAACCAGAGAAUAUCCUCUUAGAAUCAACAGGUCAUGUUCGACUGACCGAUUUCAAUGUAGCUUUCAAGUAUUCAAGUUCUAGUAACUCAAAGCCCAGAGCGCUUGCGGGGACACGUCCGUAUAUGGCCCCGGAGAUGUUGGUGGGUGCUGGUAAAAGCGCGUAUACGCCUGCGGUGGACUGGUGGAGUCUGGGGAUCAGCAUGUAUGAGUGUGUUGUUGGCAAGCUUCCGUAUCACUUUCAGCAGAACGCCACGGAGCAGGAGCUGCGCGAGUACUUCCGCUCGUGCAAAGUGGCGUAUCCGCAAAGCCUGACCAAGGAGUGCUGCCACGCUCUUCAGCAGUUCUUGCGGAUGACAGUCUCCCGGCGUGUGCAGAGCCUUGACAUGAUGAAAGAGCUGGACUUCUUCAAGGACAUUGACUUUGCUGCGGUCGGCAGGUGUGAAGUGCAACCGUCCUUCACGCCACAGGCAAAUUUGAUGAACUGUGAUCCUAUGCACGAAUUGGAAGAGAUGAUUGUGGAACCUCAGCCGCUUCACAAGAAGAAGAAGAGAAUGAAGAAGCGCACCGAGGAGGAGGAAGCUGCCAUUGGCGACGAUCUUAGAACGUUAGAACAAAAAUUCUUCACGUUCGACCGUCUCAAAGGUGGUCGUCAGGGAAGUGAAUCUGGUGAGGAUGUCGAGCACGUUCCAGCCUCCUCCAAGCCAAGCUCAACGGAGUGUACCGACGGUGUUGGUGUUGCUGCCAGGAAUACUGUGUCACUACACUCCAUCGAGCCACAAGAGCUAUCAAAUCGCACCUCUGCGCCACUGGAGCUGGGUGCGGAAGACAGUGCUAGCCGUGUUGUUUCUGUUGUCAACGAGGAGGCCAACUCGCCCACUUCUGCUGAUUCCGACACUCCUCCUGGCGGUCCUGUUGCUACACCUGCUGUUGUUUCAUCGGAGUUGCAGCGUGGUGAUGAUGAUGAGGACGAUGAGGAUGCUGAGGUCAGUAGCUCCAAGCGGCUCAUUAGCGUAUCCGAAAGUGCUGCUGAAAUCCAGUCUAUGCCCCAAGUGGUGACAGAGGGAGCUGACAAAGCAACUGCUGCCGCUUGUCAGGAUGAUGGCUCCACCACAGUCUCUGUGCCGGAGGUAAAGACAGAGAGUAUAGGAGAUGGUGGCGAACCGGUUGUGGCAGUUGGAGAGAGCGAUAGCAUACUGGACACGGAGUCAGCAGCCGCCGCAUCUGCCAACGGCCAAAAGCGAACCUCACUGCAGGCCGAGCUACCUCAGUACAGAAAGAUGGCGUCGCAUUCUGAGUCGUCCAUGAUCCCGCUGGUCGAUACGGCCGAGUUUGGCACAUCCAUGGACAGUGUAGGAGAUGUACUGCCUAGCUCUGUGACUGAGGAGGUUUCUGUGCCAGCUGCCACCUCGCCUGGCCUUACAGGCGAAUCGAGUAUAUUUGAUGAGGGGGCUACUCCGCAACCCGUUGGUGCUGAUCAAUUGACGGCAUCUGCGGCAGCCACGUCUGAAGCCCCUGUACCAAUGGAAUCUGAGACUGUACUCAAUGCUGAGACUGUACUCAAGCCGGAAGAUCAGCCGGCGUCUGAAACGGAAACCCAAGCCGCGGCUGAGCCGGGCAACGAGCUUGAAGAUGGUCAAGCUAAAGUACAAGUGUGUUCUGAAUCUGUUACUGGUGAUACUGCUGAUGCUGCCCUUCCACCCCAGCAAUCGUCCGUGUGAGAUUGAGCGGCACAGUUAGUACCUUGCCUUGCUUGCCGCCCAAGUGUAGAGUUUUGUUAUGUGUGGACUAGUUCUUUGGCCACUUGCUAUUGGACUUGAGUCGAUUGGAGUUUGACAAAGGUUCAUAGCCUAUUUCGUGUGCCGAGACCUGAGACAUGUCGGUUACAUUUGCAGUGUCGAUGUGCCUUUUUUUAUGCUGCACCCUAUCUGUAGGUUGUUGCAACUGCCGCCACUGCCUUUUAGUCUAGCGUUCUUAUUUUGCUUUCAGCACACUCAACCUUUGACUGACACCAUACAAUUUCGGAGUGCUUUACUUUUCAGUUUUUUGAGCUAUUGUUGAGAACACGGUCAUCUUCUACUUCUGCCUGUUUUUCUUUUCUUUUUUUCUUUUCUUUUCUUUUUCUUUUAGCCAGCUAGUUCUUUCCCUUCAUGUCUGUCGAACAUCUUUCCAUGUCCCCAGUAUUGUCGCUGUCUAGUUUUUAAAUGCGCGUCGUUGUUUUGUUGUGAUUAUUUAGCUAACACCACUUGAGAUCUAUCGACGACAUCUUGGUGUUGCUAUUCAGUCAAUCUUGCGGCUGUUCCUAUUGCCGCCGCUGCCGCUCCUUCUUGCUUUCAUUCCGUCUUACUUGCUGUCCCGUGUGUGAUUUUGAUAUGGCUUGACCGCUACUACCCAUACCAGUGUCCACACUAGGAUUCUGUUCCCUCCCUUUUCUUGUUGCUUCAUCAAUCAUCAUCAUCAUCAACAUGCCGUGCACAUCGUCGCUACUUAUUGUUACCUCCGCUCGAGUUGCAAACCUGCUUCUUCCGGGUCCGUACCUUUUUUUCUUUUCCUUUGCUGGGUAUCCACCACCGCGUCCCUUUCUUGAACUCCGGCAUUAUGACGCAUGUGUACAUAGUAACUAACUUUAAGAGCAACAUUGUCAUACCUCGGUAAUACUGUAAUAGAUCUCACUUUCCAUCGACUUUUGAUUCUGAGCCAUUUUUUGCUGAGCAUAUUCCGCACCCUGGAUGUGCCUGUCCGCAAUCUCUCUCUCUCUCUCUCUCUCUCUCUCUCUCUCUCUCUCUCUCUCUCUCUCUCUCUCUCUCUCUCUUUCGCUUUCUCUGUUGUCCGAAUCCAGUCUUUCUUGUUGACAGCAUAUUAAUUUUUGUUGUUUGAAGAAAAUGAUUUAUUUCAGUGGUUUAAAACUGGUUUCUGCUGCUUUUAAA